Molecule: messenger RNA, 2291 nt
Organism: Colletotrichum godetiae
Lineage: Eukaryota; Fungi; Ascomycota; Sordariomycetes; Glomerellales; Glomerellaceae
Product: general substrate transporter
Exons: 6
Coding region: 395-1981 (528 amino acids)
Biological process (GO): carbohydrate transport; transmembrane transport
Cellular component (GO): membrane
Molecular function (GO): carbohydrate:proton symporter activity
Source: RefSeq, a predicted model, not a curated record
GGUAAAACUUGGAUACCCGCUUUCCCUCAGCGACGCCUCAUAGGGAGAGGAGUAAUUAGUCCAUCAGCUCGAGUUGUGUGGCCUGUUCGCUCGGCCGCUUUCGAGCCGUCAUCGGAUACAGCACCUCGGUCUUCGCCUCGGGGGUGGGCUGUUCUGUUCGAAAGCGGGAAGGGGUCACGGCACGGUUGGUGGGCGUCGAGCAAUAUCUUGAUGCCAUUUACCCAGAACCAACUACCGAUUUAUUAUAAGUACACUUGCCCCGGUCCCGAACCCGAACAAUCAUGAGUUGCAGCAAGCCGGCAUCUCGGUAGCGACAACCAGGCCCUUCCAAUUUUCUUUGCUGAGUGUUGUCUUGCUUUUUCUGUUCACUUUAUACCCAACUCGCAAAUAAGCCAUGGAUCUGAAGCAGAAGGAAAGUCACGGCGUUGACCACGUCGACGUUGCGACUAUGAACGAUUUACAUCUGCAACCACCCGAAGCAUCGACGCUGCCGUGGUACAAGCAGACAGAGCUGAGGAAGCUCUAUUUCAUGAUGGUCUUCCUCUUCCUCGGCUCGACGACACUGGGAUACGAUGGAAGUUUGUUGAACGGACUUCAGACCAUGCAAUCAUGGCAGACCUUCUUUGAUCACCCCACGGGAAGUCGACUCGGAAUCUUCGGUGCCAUGCCGGGCUUCGGCGGUCUCUUCGUCCUCCUCUUCGCGCCCUACAUCGCCGACGGCCUCGGCCGAAAAUGGGGUACCGCCAUCGGCUGUAUCUUCGUCGUCUUCGGUGCGCUUCUGCAGUCAUUCCCUGUCGGAUCCGCUUCCAGAAGAGACGCAAUGUACCUCAUCGGCCGCUUCAUCAUGGGCGCGGGAUCCAACAUCUCCAACGGCACGUGUCCUCUUCUCAUCACGGAGGUUGCACACCCCCAGCAUCGCGGCAAGGUUACGACGCUUUACAACACGCUUUGGUACUUGGGUAGUAUAAUUGCGGCCUGGUCUUGCUUCGGAACACUCACAAAGCAGUCCGGCGAUCUGCAAUGGCGCCUUCCCACAGGAUUACAGUGCAUGAUGCCGGGUAUUCAGCUGAUGGCCAUCUGGUUCCUCCCCGAGAGUCCGAGAUGGCUAAUUAGCAAGGGCAAGGAGGCCGAGGCGAAGAAGGUUCUCAUCAAGUACCACGGCAACAACAACGAAAACGACGAAUUCGCGCAUUGGGAGUUUGCCGAGAUUACGAGCACUCUGCGGCUUGAGAAGGAAGCCUCGGCGCAGAGCGGUUGGAUGGAACUCGUCCGCACUCCGGGAAACCGCAAGCGUUGCGGGCUCAUUAUCGCGACAGCUAUCUUCAGCCAGUGCAGCGGUAAUGGUUUGGUGUCAUACUACCUCGCGGUAAUUCUUAGCACUAUUGGCAUCAAAGACUCCAUUACACAAUCAUACAUCAACGGCGGCCUUACCAUCUGGUGCUGGCUCGUCUCGCUCACAGCCGCCUUCUUUGUCGACCGAAUUGGACGCCGAGUUCUCUUCCUCUUUGCCGGCGUCGGUAUGCUCAUCUCAUUCUCCAUCUGGACGGCCUGCAGCGCAGUCUACGCUCAAACGCAGUCCUCAUCAGCGGGUAUCGCCGUCGUGGCCAUGAUCUUCGUCUUUUACGGCGUCGCGGGAGCUGCAUGGCCUGGUCUGACCGUUUCUUACACCGUCGAGAUUUUGCCGUACAACAUCCGCGCCAAGGGCCUGACGCUGUGUUUCUGUUUCACUGCGUUGAGCGGUGUCUUCAACCAGUGGGUUAAUCCCCUAGGGCUUGAGCAGCUCGAGUGGCACUUUUACUUUGUCUACAUCGCCAUUCUGGUAAUUGAGUGUCUGGUUAUCUACUUUUUCUUCGUGGAGACAAGGGGUCCUACAUUGGAGGAGAUUUCGAUGCUCUUCGAUGGAAAAGAUUCUGCGGCUGGAGUUGCGAGGGUCCACGCUCAGGCAAAGGUCGAGGAAGUUGAAAAGAGAGAAAGCGCAUAGGUCUAGCUCUUCAUUUUGAUAGAGAGAGUGAGGACAAUCUCUAUUGCAAGCCAACAUACAGUCGUGUUGCAUUACAAACUACUACUAUGACGUGAAGACGUUUUGUAACCAAGCGACUCGGCUCAAUAAGCGCUGAUAUCUGGUGGCUGGAACUAACAAGAUACGCAGCCCGUCCUGAAUCAUUCAGUUUGGACUCCGGUGAUUUGGAGUGCAAGCCAUUGCCACAAGCAAACGUAGUCAAUGGUGCACCUUCCACAGGUUUUAUCAAAAUUAGAACAUUCAGGUACAUUAGUCACAAACUUACUUUCCA